Molecule: messenger RNA, 1065 nt
Organism: Cajanus cajan (pigeon pea)
Lineage: Eukaryota; Viridiplantae; Streptophyta; Magnoliopsida; Fabales; Fabaceae
Source: RefSeq, a predicted model, not a curated record
UGGGCCGGGCCGAAGAUUCGAGAAGAAAUGUGAUAAGAAAGUCAGUGAAAGCGGUUAAAGAUUUCAAUGAGCGCCGUGGGUUGGUAGAUAGAAAUAAAAGACAUAAGUAACAGGGGAUCGUGUUUGCUUCAAUUCUUCAACAACCUCAUUCAUUCGCUCACUCUCACUGCGAAUCAUGGGUUGGAUUACACGGUUCAUAACUGCGGUGGCUUUCUUAGCCGUGGGAGUGAUAUUCUCACCGGAGACACUAGGGUCAAAAUCAAACACCCUUUCCACCUACCUCAAACUCGCUCACCUCCUCAGCUUCUCCACCGCCUUCGGUGCCGCUCUAUGGGUCACCUUCAUCGGCGGUAUCAUCAUGUUCAAGAAUCUGCCACGGCAUCAGUUUGGGAACCUGCAAAGCAAGAUGUUUCCGGCGUAUUUCUCCAUGGUGGGUGUGUGUUGCGCCGUGUCGUUGGCUUCUUUUGGGUACCUUCACCCAUGGAAAACUUCCUCCACUACUGAGAGAUACCAGCUUGGGUUUUUGCUCUCUGCAUUUGCGUUCAAUCUUACCAACUUGUUUGUCUUUACGCCCAUGACCAUCGAGAUGAUGAAGCAAAGGCAUAAAGUGGAGAGAGAAAAUAAUAUUGGGGAGGAAGUUGGGUGGUCAAAAAAUGUUCAAGUUGCAAAGUCAAACCCAAAGCUUGCAGCCAUGAAUAAGAAGUUUGGCAUGAUUCAUGGAUUAUCCUCCCUUGCUAAUAUAAUGUCGUUUGGGAGUCUAGCAAUACACUCUUGGUACUUGGCAGGUAAAAUUGAUCUCUGAUUCAGUUUCUGCUUCCCGUUCUGUUAAAGACAAUUGAGCUCCUUGUGAAGAGCUAUAUAAGUGAAGAUCCCAGUGUUUUCUUUAUCUUCCAGAUACUUGUUUAUUGUGUCAAGUAAGUGUAGAAUGUCUGUGUAAUUUAUGAAAUGUAUUAUCAAAUUACUACAGCAUAUUGGUUGGCCAAUAGAAUCUCAUGGGGUUGCCAUGGAAAGUGGAAACACAAUGUAAUCACCUUACUUCACAUUAAUAAAAAAAAAGUAGUCUCU